AUGGAAUUUGAAGAUUUGAAAGAACAGUACGUUGAUAAAAUAGAUAUACGAUCAGCUUUUACAGGACAUUUAAGUGGAGAUAAACCUUUAUUGGAAGAACUUGGCAUAGAUUUUGGGAUUAUUAGAAAGGAAUCAUCUCUUAUAUUUAAGAUUUUCACACCAUCAUCUUUUGAUUGUGUAGUAAGUUCUGAUGUCACUGGACCUUUUGUUAAUAUCAUUGCUUUUUCUUUAUGUUUACUUUUAAAUUAUAAAAUGCAUUUUAGAUACAUUUAUUCUAUAUCCUUAUUUUCAAUAUUUUCUACGUAUCUUUUACUUAAUGUUAUGGAUCUAGUAGAUAUUAAAUUACUAGAGUGUUGUUCCGUUUUGGGAUAUUCAUUUACACCAAUUGUAAUGUUUUCGUUUCUUAACAUUUUUACAAAAUGGCUGCCUAUAAAAUGUAGAAUAUUUUUUGGAAUUAUUUUUGCCUUGUGGUCAGCUUAUACCGCUUCUUUUGUAUUUGUUAGGUAUCUUAAUGUAAGUAAUAAGCAAUUUCUUAUUCUAUACCCUUUAUUUAUUACUUAUAUAUGUUUUGCAAUAAUUGUAGUAUUUUAA
Messenger RNA from Vairimorpha ceranae, 591 nucleotides. Its product is annotated as yip1-domain-containing protein. Gene Ontology annotation, biological process: endoplasmic reticulum to Golgi vesicle-mediated transport; vesicle fusion with Golgi apparatus. Gene Ontology annotation, cellular component: membrane; trans-Golgi network. NCBI's taxonomy places the organism in Eukaryota, Fungi, Microsporidia, Nosematidae. Bases 1 to 591 code for a protein of 196 amino acids. The record is from RefSeq and is a predicted model, not a curated record. The transcript has a single exon.